UGACCAUUCACUAUGGCUUCCCUGUAUCGGGGCCAGCUGUCUGGUGGUUCUGUGUGAUUUGUUAGUUCUUUGUGGCAGAGAACCCUCCUCACGAUUUCGACAAUGCAAAAAAUCAAAUCUCUUAUGACCCGACAGGGUCUUAAAAGCCCUCCGGAGAGCCUCAGUGAUCUCGGUGCCAUCGAGAGUCUCCGGGUCCCUGGAAAGGAGGAAUUCCGAGAACUUCGAGAACAGCCUACUGACCCUCUAGCUGAACAAGAACUAAUUAAUAGUAUUGAACAAGUAUAUUUUUCUACGGACUCAUUUGAUAUUGUUAAAUAUGAGCUGGAGAAGCUCCCUCCUGUUCUCAAUCUGCAAGAAUUAGAGGAGUACAGAGACAAGUUGAAACAACAGCAAGCGGCAGUCUCUAAAAAAGUAGCCGAUUUAAUUCUUGAAAAACAGCCUGCUUAUGUAAAGGAACUUGAAAGAGUCACGUCUUUGCAGACAGGUCUUCAGUUAGCUGCCGUUAUCUGCACAAAUGGGAGGAGACACUUGAAUAUUGCAAAGGAAGGUUUCACUCAAGCUAGUUUAGGCCUUCUUGCAAAUCAAAGGAAACGUCAGUUGCUGAUUGGACUUCUGAAAUCUCUGAGAACUAUAAAAACAUUGCAAAGAACAGAUGUGCGCUUAAGUGAAAUGCUGGAGGAGGAAGACUAUCCAGGAGCUAUUCAGUUGUGCCUGGAGUGUCAGAAAGCUGCCAGCACUUUUAAACAUUACAGUUGUAUAAGUGAACUGAAUUCAAAGCUGCAAGAUACUUUAGAACAAAUCGAGGAACAGUUGGAUGUAGCUCUUUCCAAAAUCUGUAAGAAUUUUGACAUUAACCAUUACACCAAGGUUCAACAAGCUUAUCGACUUCUUGGAAAAACACAGACAGCAAUGGAUCAACUUCAUAUGCACUUCACCCAAGCCAUUCACAAUACCGUGUUUCAAGUUGUUCUUGGUUAUGUGGAACUAUGUGCAGGAAACACAGAUACAAAAUUCCAAAAGCUGCAAUAUAAGGAUCUCUGUACACACGUUACACCAGACAGCUAUAUUCCAUGCCUUGCUGAUCUGUGCAAAGCUCUGUGGGAAGUUAUGCUCAGCUAUUACAGGACUAUGGAAUGGCAUGAGAAGCAUGACAACGAGGACACUACUUCUGCUUCUGAAGGGAAUAAUAUGAUUAGUACCGAAGAAACUAAUUUUGAUCGUGGCUACAUAAAAAAGAAAUUAGAACAUGGACUUACACGAAUAUGGCAGGAUGUUCAGCUAAAAGUAAAAACCUACUUGCUUGGAACUGAUUUGUCUAUAUUCAAAUAUGAUGAUUUCAUCUUUGUUUUGGAUAUAAUCAGCAGGUUGAUGCAAGUUGGAGAAGAAUUUUGUGGUAGCAAAUCUGAAGUUUUGCAAGAGUCUAUUAGAAAGCAAAGUGUCAAUUAUUUUAAAAACUACCAUAGAACACGACUUGAUGAACUGAGAAUGUUUCUAGAGAAUGAGACCUGGGAACUUUGUCCUGUUAAGUCAAAUUUCAGCAUCUUGCAACUUCAUGAAUUUAAAUUCAUGGAACAGUCUCGUUCCCCAUCAGUUUCACCUAGUAAGCAGCCAGCCUCAACUUCCUCAAAAACAGUGACCUUGUUUGAGCAGUACUGUAGUGGUGGGAAUCCAUUUGAAAUUCAGGCCAACCACAAAGAUGAAGAAACAGAAGAUGUCCUGGCUUCUAAUGGGUAUGAAUCUGAUGAACAAGAAAAAAGUGCCUAUCAGGAGUAUGACAGUGACAGUGAUGUUCCUGAGGAACUGAAACGAGAUUAUGUGGAUGAGCAGACAGGUGACGCUCCUGUGAAAAGCGUUUCUCGAGAAACUCUAAAAAGCAGGAAGAAAUCAGAUUACAGCCUCAAUAAAGUGAAUGCACCCAUCUUAACAAAUACAACAUUGAAUGUAAUAAGACUUGUUGGUAAAUAUAUGCAGAUGAUGAACAUUCUUAAGCCAAUUGCCUUUGAUGUUAUCCAUUUCAUGUCUCAGCUAUUUGAUUAUUACUUGUAUGCAAUAUAUACCUUUUUUGGUCGGAAUGAUUCAUUGGAAUCAACAGGACUAGGCCUUAGUAGUAGUAGACUAAGAACAACUCUAAACAGAAUACAAGAAAGCCUUAUUGAUCUGGAAGUUUCAGCUGAUCCUACUGCCACACUCACAGCAGCAGAAGAGAGAAAGGAGAAGGUUCCAAGCCCACACCUCAGUCACCUAGUGGUUUUGACAUCUGGGGAUACAUUGUAUGGGUUGGCGGAAAGAGUGGUAGCCACAGAAUCCUUGGUAUUCUUGGCUGAACAGUUCGAGUUCCUUCAGCCACAUCUGGAUGCUGUGAUGCCUGCAGUCAAAAAGCCCUUCCUUCAGCAGUUUUAUUCUCAGACAGUCUCAACUGCCAGUGAACUACGCAAGCCAAUUUACUGGAUUGUAGCUGGUAAAGCCAUUGAUUAUGAACAGAUGCUGCUCCUAAUGGCUAAUGUGAAAUGGGAUGUAAAAGAAAUUAUGUCACAGCACAACAUAUAUGUAGAUGCAUUGUUAAAGGAAUUUGAACAGUUUAACAGGAGGUUAAAUGAGGUUUCUAAGAGAGUUCGGAUACCCUUGCCCGUGUCUAAUAUACUUUGGGAACACUGUAUACGACUGGCUAAUAGAACUAUUGUGGAAGGAUAUGCCAACGUCAAGAAGUGUAGUAAUGAGGGUCGUGCCUUGAUGCAAUUGGAUUUUCAACAGUUUUUAAUGAAACUUGAAAAACUAACAGAUAUUAGACCCAUUCCUGAUAAAGAAUUUGUGGAAACCUAUAUUAAAGCCUACUACCUAACAGAGAAUGACAUGGAACGCUGGAUCAAAGAGCACAGGGAAUAUUCAACGAAGCAGCUGAUCAAUCUGGUAAAUGUUUGCCUGGGAUCCCAUAUCAAUAAGAAAGCAAGACAGAAACUUCUAGCAGCUAUCGAUGAUAUAGACAGACCCAAAAGAUAAUGAGCACAAUUCUUUUUCCUCAGUGGCAUUGAUCUUCUCUCAGCAUCUGUGACGUGAAAGCCAAUUUUUCAUGCGCUCCUGACAACUGUCUGCUAGGAAAACUUUGUGCAUGUUCUUUCCAACUGGAGAGUGGAAAACACUGAAGUCUGUGUGGUGUUCUCAAAUGACUUUUAUAUGCUCUGAUCUCUUCUCUUCAACUUUUAGUCUCUUUCGUUGUAUUCCUUUCCUGAAUUGAUAUUAUUGCCUCGUCAUAACUAUUGUUAUGUGACCACAGUUAUACCUGUUACAGAAGAAUGUACCAUAAGUAUAUAAUUAGAAGGAACAGUGACAAUGCAUCCAUGGGCAUUUUAUGGAAAAUGAAUUUAUGUUGGCAUUUUUCUACCCUCUGAACUUGGUUCUUAAUGAGUAUAAUAUGAGAGGGUUAAUGUACAGUAUCUCUUAAUUAUGAGCACUGCAUGAGAAUUGAAAAGUACAUGUAAGCAAAACAGUUGAAAAAUCAGUAUAUUCUCUGUUUUUAAAUGUCAAAGUUUAUGUCAGGGUUAAGUUGGUUAUAACACAGUGAUCAUAAAUGAUGAAAUUUAAUAAAUAUUAUACUCUAACAUGAUCAGCCU
Molecule: messenger RNA, 3608 nt
Organism: Ceratotherium simum simum (southern white rhinoceros)
Lineage: Eukaryota; Metazoa; Chordata; Mammalia; Perissodactyla; Rhinocerotidae
Gene: VPS50
Product: VPS50 subunit of EARP/GARPII complex
Biological process (GO): retrograde transport, endosome to Golgi; endocytic recycling
Cellular component (GO): EARP complex
Molecular function (GO): SNARE binding
Source: RefSeq, a predicted model, not a curated record